Messenger RNA from Merops nubicus (carmine bee-eater), 509 nucleotides. It is a transcript of the gene RPS14, whose product is annotated as ribosomal protein S14. The coding region runs from base 12 to 467 and encodes 151 amino acids. NCBI's taxonomy places the organism in Eukaryota, Metazoa, Chordata, Aves, Coraciiformes, Meropidae. Gene Ontology annotation, cellular component: cytosolic small ribosomal subunit; ribosome. Gene Ontology annotation, biological process: translation; maturation of SSU-rRNA from tricistronic rRNA transcript (SSU-rRNA, 5.8S rRNA, LSU-rRNA); ribosomal small subunit assembly. The transcript has 4 exons. Gene Ontology annotation, molecular function: structural constituent of ribosome; mRNA 5'-UTR binding; small ribosomal subunit rRNA binding. The record is from RefSeq and is a predicted model, not a curated record.
GUUGUUCAGAAAUGGCACCUCGUAAGGGCAAGGAGAAGAAGGAAGAGCAGGUCAUCAGCUUGGGACCACAGGUUGCCGAAGGAGAAAACGUGUUUGGUGUCUGCCAUAUCUUUGCUUCCUUCAACGACACUUUUGUCCAUGUGACUGAUCUCUCUGGCAAGGAGACCAUCUGCCGUGUGACGGGCGGCAUGAAGGUGAAGGCGGACAGGGACGAGUCGUCGCCCUACGCGGCCAUGCUGGCGGCCCAGGACGUGGCCCAGAGGUGCAAGGAGCUGGGCAUCACCGCCCUGCACAUCAAGCUGCGUGCCACCGGCGGGAACCGGACCAAGACCCCUGGCCCUGGUGCCCAGUCGGCCCUGAGAGCUCUGGCACGGUCCGGAAUGAAGAUCGGCCGCAUUGAGGAUGUCACCCCCAUCCCCUCGGACAGCACUCGCAGGAAGGGUGGUCGCCGUGGGCGUCGUCUGUAGACAGCGCUGCACCUUGGGUUAUUAAAGCUCUCUCUAAACCUC